GAUGGGACAGUUUUCGGGAGGAUGCUGCUUGAGUUUUGGCAUCCUCCUGCUUCUUGGUUUGCAUGUACCGGCAACGUUAGGAAGAGGCCCCCGCGGUGAAAACCUGCAACAUGGCCAGUCCGGGACCCUGCCACACUUCCUGGAGGAGCCUGUUGAUGCUUACAUCAUCAAGAGCAACCCCAUCAAGCUCCGAUGUCAAGCUCGGCCCGCUCUCCAAAUCUUCUUCAAGUGUAACGGUGAAUGGGUCCACCAGAGCCAGCACAUGUCCCAAGAGCACACUGACUUGGGAACAGGGUUGAAGAGCCGCGAGGUGAUGAUCAACGUGUCACGUCAGCAGGUGGAGGACUUUCACGGCCCAGAGGAUUACUGGUGUCUGUGCGUCGCCUGGAGCCACCUGGGAACCUCCAAGAGCCGCAAGGCAACUGUGCGGAUCGCCUAUCUGAGGAAGAACUUUGAGCAGGACCCCCAAGGCACUGAGGUGCCUCUGAAUGGCAUGAUUGUGUUGCACUGUCGUCCCCCGGAGGGAGUGCCUGUGGCUGAGGUGGAAUGGCUAAAAAACGAAGACUCUUUGAACUCGGACGGUGUCAUUGAUACAAGAGGAGACCAUAAUCUUAUCAUCCCAGAAGCCCGCCUCUCCGAUUCGGGAAACUAUACAUGUGUCGCCAACAACAUUGUGGCCAAGAGACGCAGUGCCACAGCUACUGUCAUAGUUUAUGUGAAUGGAGGUUGGUCAUCGUGGACAGACUGGUCCCCCUGUAAUGUACGUUGCGGCCGCGGAGUGCAGAAACGUACUCGCACUUGUACGAAUCCAGCUCCUCUCAACGGAGGAGCCUUCUGCGAGGGCAUGUCGGUACAGAAGAGCACCUGCAACACACUGUGUCCAGUGGAUGGCAGCUGGGGAGAGUGGAGCGAGUGGUCAGUGUGUAGUUCAGACUGUGCGAGGCAGAGGAGUAGAGAGUGUACGCAUCCAGAACCCAAACAUGGAGGACGACUGUGUGAUGGAGUGGCGCUGGCUACAGAGAACUGCACCAGCGGCCUGUGCACACAAAAUCGAAAGUUGCUACAUGAUGCUAAACCACAGGGUGUGGAGAACAGCAGUGAUGUGGCCUUGUACUCAGGCCUAGCUGCGGGGGUGGUGACGGUGGUGCUGCUGAUCGUCGCUGUCACUCUUUACCGAAGGAGCCAGAGCGAGUACGGUGUUGACGUCAUCGACUCCUCCGCCCUGACCGGGGGCUUCCAGUCCUUCAGCUUCAAGACCUCUCGCCAAGCAAACCCCCUGCUUAUUAAUUCGUCCAUGCAACCCGAUCUGACAGUGUCACGUACCUACACCAGCCCCAUGUGUUUUCAGGACUCCAUUGACAAGGAGUUGAUGGCAGAGCGCUCCCUUCUUGACCCGUUGCCUGAUCUCAAGGUCAAAGGGGUAACAGAAAGGGCAGAGUACCACGUCAUGUCCCACCCUCAGACGUUUCCAAGGGGCCUGGCUCCAGACUACAGAGGGGUCGCGAUGGGGACAACGCUGGGCAGAAGAGAAAAAAAUCUUUUCACCCCACAAGUCACGCUGACUCCCAGCAGGCCUCAUCACAAAGCAACAGCAGUGUUUGGCCAUGCAGGAGGCAGACUGGUGGUACCUAACACAGGUAUCAGUCUGUUGGUGCCUCAUGGGGGGAUCGCAGAAGACACUACCUGGGAAAUGUACAUGAUCAUCAACCAGGAGGACAGCAGCACUUUGUCUGAGGAUGGACCAGAGAUCUUUUUGAGUCCUGCAGUCAUGUAUGGCCCACCAGGCCUUGACCUGUCCUGUCCGAUAGCCAUGACCAUAGCCCACUGUGCUGAGGUUGCAGCUGAUAAUUGGACCAUCCGACUUAAGAGGAAAAUGAAGGACAACCAAUGGGAGGAGGUGAUGUCCGUGGAUGAGGAGAGCACAUCCUGCUACUGUCUGCUGGACGCCCAGAGGUGCCACGUGCUUUUGGAGCAUCCGGGUCACUACGCCCUGGUGGGGGAGCCGCUGAGCCAGGGGUCUGCCAAGCGGCUGAGGCUGGCUGUGUUUGGUAGUCCGGACUCCAGCAACUCUCUGGGCUUCACCCUCAGGGUUUACUGUGUGGACGACACGCCGCAUGCAUUUCAGGAGGUGGCAGUGGGCGAGCACAGCAGGGGGGGACGGCUGCUGGAGGAGCCGAAAAUGAUGCUGUUCAGGGGGAACACGUUCAGCCUCCAGGUGUCCAUCCAGGACGUCCCACAGUUACUCUGGAGCAUCAAGCCUUUCACCACCUGCCAGGAGUUCUCCUUUUCUCAGGUGUGGGCCAGUAACCAGCGUCCCCUGCAGUGUGCCUUCUCUUUGGAGCGAUACAGCCCCUCCUCGUCUCAGCUCUCCUGCAAGAUCAGUGUCCGACAGGUCCAGGGCGAGGAGCAGAUACUCCAGGUCUACACGUCUGUGGUGGAGAAUGAAAAGGGAGUGGUUCCCUUUUUCACUCAGUCGGAUUGUACCAUCACCUCUCAGACAGGGUCAAGGGCCUUUAAAAUCCCCCUGUCCAUCCGUCAGAGAAUCAGCGCCACCUUUGACACCGCUAAUGCCAAGGGGAAGGACUGGCAGCUCUUAGCCCAGAAACUCCACAUAGACAGGAACCUGUGCUAUUUUGCAUGCCAGGAGAGCCCAUCUUCAGUGAUUCUGAGUCUGUGGGAAGCUCAACACCAGGACUCAGGGGAUUUGGAUUCUCUGGCCAGUGCCCUUGAAGAAAUCGGCAAGGUCCAGUCCCCCAGGGCUGCCACGCUUGGCUUCAGUAAAGGAGACCGGGACUCUGAAUUCACUAAACUUGGGUAG
This is a messenger RNA of Scomber japonicus (chub mackerel), 2818 nucleotides long. Its product is annotated as netrin receptor UNC5D-like. The transcript has 18 exons. The record is from RefSeq and is a predicted model, not a curated record. Lineage: Eukaryota; Metazoa; Chordata; Actinopteri; Scombriformes; Scombridae. Gene Ontology annotation, cellular component: membrane. Gene Ontology annotation, biological process: netrin-activated signaling pathway. Bases 2 to 2818 code for a protein of 938 amino acids. Gene Ontology annotation, molecular function: netrin receptor activity; protein binding.